AUGUCGCUACAAAAUCAUAUUGAUCUGUUUCAAAAUUCGGAGAUGAUUUACCCUGAAUAUUUUAAUAUGGAAUUUUAUCAACUUAUGGAGGCAUGUCGUUGGAGUAUACCUACAAAGUUAAUCGACACAUUACGGUAUUCUUAUUUAGAAGUUGAUGAUUGCUUUCAUAUUGCUGCAUUUAUACAUUCAGUAAAUUGUGGUGAAAAAGAAGCGGUGCGGCUACGAAUGCCUGAAACUGAUGACGAGCGGUUCGUUGAGUUCAAAGAUUUCAACAGCAAGGAACGUGUUGAGUAUAUGGUGUACGCUGACUUUGAGGCGUUAUUGGUACCACAACAUCAUGAAGACAUGGAAAUGGAUCAUGGGUCUUAUACAAAAAAUAUUCAAAAACAUGUACCCUACAGUGUAGGUUACUAUGUUCAUUGUACCCAUGAUCCCAACCAAUCGUUUUAUAAGGCAUACCGUGGUGCUGAUUGUGUCAAGUGGUUUGUUCAUGAACUGGAACAAGUAGCGUACUCAUUAGAGCAAAAAAUAAAACACGUUAAACCAAUGUAUCCGCUCACCGUCGAACAAGAACUGGAUUUUAUGUCAGCAGAGAAGUGUCACAUUUGUGAUAAAGAUUUCGUAUCCAAUUCCAUACGUGUUCGCGACCAUUCACAUCGCACAGGUAUCUACCGUGGAGCAGCACACCAAUUUUGUAAUCUGCAUUAUCAAGAUUCAAGGGUGAUACCUGUUGUGAUGCACAACUUGAACAAGUUGGAAAAUCUGGCCUCAUAUUUAGAGAAUGAUAAAAAAUCCAUUUUACAUAAAGAGGUCAGUAAUGAUGAACAAUUUCAAUUGCUAACGAGAAAAGGUGUAUUUCCAUAUGAAUACAUGAGUAGCUGGGGACGUCUCCAAGAGACAAAAUUACCACCAAAGGAGGCGUUCUACAGUGUGUUAACAGAUGAACACAUAACGGAUGAGGAUUAUAACCAUGCGAUACAGGUAUGGAACACAUUCAAUUUACAUACACUAGGUGAUUAUUCAGACCUGUAUAUGAAAACUGAUGUGUUACUACUUGCGGAUAUUUUUGAAAAUUUCCGUAACACUUGUAUUCAUAGCUAUAGUCUCGAUCCUAGUCACUAUUACACACUUCCUGGCUAUACGUGGAGCGCCAUGUUGAAAUACACCAAUAUCAAAUUGGAAUUGUUCACGGAUAUUGAUGACUUGUUGUUUAUCGAGAAAGGAAUCAGAGGCGGUGUAAGUCAAUGUUCUAAUCGCUAUGCUAAGGCGAACAAUAAGUACAUGGAAGAGGGGUAUGAUAAAACUCAAGAAGAUGUCUACCUUAUGUAUUAUGAUGUGGUGAACCUAUAUGGUGCAGCAAUGUGUGGAUACCUACCAACAGGAAAUUUUAAGUGGGUCGACACACCAAACAUCGAGGAUGUUGCAGAUGAUUCACCAGUCGGGUACAUUUUAGAAGUAGACCUUGAAAUACCCCAACAUCUACAUGAUAACUUUAGCGAUUUACCGCCAUGUCCGGAGACAACGAAACCACCUGGAUCAAAACAAAAAUAUCUUCUGUCAACCCUUUACAAUAAGACCAACUAUGUCGUGCACUACAGGAAUUUGAAACUGUAUACACAACUCGGUGUUAAGACAUAUCGAAAACGUUUGUGUAUGACUUCCACUACAACUACAUGUACCAACGGUACAACCCCACAAAUGUCAGGUUAUUAUACACAGACACCGAUAGUCUAA
This is a messenger RNA of Chrysoperla carnea, 1734 nucleotides long. RefSeq lists its product as uncharacterized. Lineage: Eukaryota; Metazoa; Arthropoda; Insecta; Neuroptera; Chrysopidae. The record is from RefSeq and is a predicted model, not a curated record. The transcript is spliced from 7 exons. Bases 1 to 1734 code for a protein of 577 amino acids.